AUCGGCGCCGACCAGUUACCUUGCUUGCUUGGGUAUGGCGGUUGUACUUUACGCAGGAUCUCCAUGACGGAAGAAAAAGCAAUGGAGAGUGGAAAUCUUUCGCCGCUUGGUGGCUCCGAGGAGCACGAUCCACUCUGCGCCAUAUGCAACAGUGGUUACAAGCAACCUAGAUUGCUGGCCUGCCUGCACACCUACUGUGAGACUUGUCUUGAAUCGACAUUAGAAAAGCAGGCUGCGGCAAACAAAAGCAAUGCUGGGAAACACGAACUCGAAUGCCCCGAAUGUGGCCACAGGACAAAAAUAGUGGGGCGAGGUGUUGUGGACAGCUGUCCAUUGGAGCACAUAAUGGUAAACGAGCUGGAUCGUGCCGCACUAGAAACUUUGAGCAUGGUGUGCACCUCGUGCAAGGCCAAGGAGACAGCGGUUGCCCGCUGCAAUGACUGUGCCUCCUUCUUGUGCAACAACUGUGUGACCGCGCACCGCUACAUGCGCUGCUUUGAGAGCCACGCCGUGGUGACCUUCGAAGAGCUGGGAGGUGCACCAGACCCUGACCAGAUGGCUCAGGUGCAUCGGCCACUCACCUGCCUCACCCACACCAGCGAGCUGCUCAAACACUACUGUCUCACUUGUCAGGUGCCUAUCUGCAAUGAGUGCACACUGGGCGAGCACAAGCCUCCUGACCACGAGUGCGAACGGGCCUCUGAGGCGGGUGCCAAGCAGCGAGAGGAGAUGAAGACACUGCUCGCAGAAAGCAAGAACCACCUGCAAUCUUUCGAAGAAUCUCUCGAACUUCUGCAAAAUGGUCUCACAGACCUCCAGCAACAGCGGGACACAGCCAAGACUGCAAUCCAGGAGGCAUUUGAGAAGUUCAAGUCUCUUCUGGAAAGGCGCCAGGAAGAGCUCCUUGAAGAACUGGAAAAGUUACACUCUGAGGAAGAGCUGCACAUAAUGGACUCGCUGCACCUAGCAGAGAAGACUACAGAGCACAUUGAAGAGGCCUGCCACUUUGGGAACCGCCUGUUGGAACAUGCGAAUGCUGUUGAGCUCCUGUCUCUUAAACAGGUGGUGAGCACACGCCUAAGGAGCCUUAUUGCGGACACCCCAAAGCUGGAAGCACCAGGCGAAAUAAGGUUCGAGUUUAACGUUGAUCACUUUGAAAAGACACUGGCUUCUCUCUGCGGCCAGUUGCGACAACCUCGGACCGUGUCCGUUCCUUCACCGCCACCACCAGCACAACAGGCCACUCUGUCAGCAUCACCAACACCUUCCUCCUCUCCAGUGGGUUGUCUUGGGGGCAAUGCUUCUUCCUCACCCAUCCAUUCUGCCUCCUCAUCUAUAGGUGGAGGCAACAUGUCUCCACUGCAUUCCGCAGCAUCGUCGCUUGGGGGCGGUGCUAGCAAUAGCACAUCCAUGGUUGUUGGGUGUGCUAGCAUGUCCCCAAUCCACACCAACGCGUCUCUUGUAGCUGCCGCAGGGGGUGUGGGCAGUCUUUCGCCACCUCUCCAUCACUCUGGAGCGUCGUCGUUAGAGGAUGCAGCGGCAGCUGGAGAUCCGUUUGCAGCACUUUCUGCAGGAGCGCCCCUGGAGGUCGGCCUGCUGACAAGUGCAGCAGCACAGUACAACCUAGCACGCCUCGCAAACAUGGCAGAAGGCCCCGAGGAUCCAGAGACAACCCCUGAUGGUCCCGUCACAAUGGCAGAUCUGCUGCUGGACCCAUCACUAAGCGUGUCAGCAGCAGAGCAGAAUGUACUGAAUAACCUGACUGCCCUCGCCAAGCUUGGAUCGGUGUCACUCAACAAUGCAGGCCAAAUCAUGUUGAAUGGACAAGUAGUGCCGGGGCUGACUCUGGAGCCAAACGCACAGACCUCUCCUCCUCCCCCUCUGCUCUCCUCUGGGCGGCCGAGCAGCAGCAGCAGCGGCAGCCUUGGCUCGCAUCAGCAGCUGCUGGACUCGCUGCUGAACGGCUCAGCGCUGUCCCCUCGCUCCUCUUCUCGAGGCUCACCCAUGCUGGACAGCCUGGUCAAUGGCAGCUCUAUACUGGGGCAAAGGGUGCCCAUCCUGGCAGCUGGCAGCGGUCUCGUGUCUCCAUCACUGUCUGUGCAAUCUGGAUACGUGCCUCCUCCACGUAGUGCCAGUACGAAGUUGAACACGAUGCAGAUAAGGUGCAAAUUUGGCCAAUUGGGCCCGAGCAAGGGCCAGUUCAGCUCGCCCCAUGGCUUCUGCUUGGGCCUAGACGAAGAGAUCAUCGUGGCUGACACUAACAAUCAUCGCAUCCAGGUGUUUGACAAGUCUGGGGAGUUUAAGUACACCUUUGGAGUGGCUGGAAAGGAGGAAGGACAGCUGUGGUAUCCCCGAAAGGUGGCUGUUAUCAAGAGCAGCGGCAAGUAUGUCAUUUGCGAUCGAGGGAACGAGCGGUCACGUAUGCAGAUCUUCACCAAGGGUGGCCACUUUAUCAAGAAGAUUGCAAUUCGCUACAUCGACAUUGUAGCAGGCCUAGCCAUCACUUCUGAGAAUAAGAUUGUCGCUGUGGACAGCGUGUCGCCGACCGUCUUCGUCAUUUCAGAGGCAGGCGAGCUUCUGCUCUGGUUCGACUGCAGCGAGUACAUGAGGGAGCCCUCAGACAUUGCCAUCAGUGGCCGAGAGUACUACAUCUGCGAUUUCAAGGGCCACUGUGUCAUAGUGUUCAAUGAUGAAGGUCACUAUAUCCGCAAGAUUGGUUGCGACGGUAUGACCAACUUCCCCAACGGUAUCGACAUCAGUGAUGCGGGCGACGUGCUUGUGGGGGACAGCCAUGGCAAUCGUUUUCACGUUGUGGUCUUCUCGCGCGACGGCUUGCUCCUGUCAGAGUUUGAGUGCCCCUACGUGAAAGUGAGCCGCUGCUGUGGCCUCAAGAUCACCUCGGAGGGCUACGUGGUCACACUGGCAAAGAACAACCACCAUGUGCUUGUGCUCAACACUCUUUACAUUGUCUGAGGGGUUGGCGGGGGUGCCCCACCUCCGAAGCAGCGCGUUUUCAGCUGGCUGCUUUAUUUUUUUUCUUCUUUUGUUGUCCCCUGUUACCAUUGGGCAGCCUCCCAUGUGCGCCUUGCCUUUGCUGCGCGUUCACCCUCUCCUCCCUACCUCCUCCGGCAUCCUUUUGAUGCACGCGUGUCGGCUCUGUUUGGUGGCACCAAGGAGGCCCCUUCCUCGCUGCUUUCAGUUGAUCACUCGUCGUUUUCCAUCUUCACAUUGUUGUCCUUCAUUUCAUUAGGUGCCUUAUCAUGCUUUUUUUUUUUUUUUUUGCUUGUUAGCUACACUGCCUCAUUUUUAUUGCUGUUUUUGUAUAGCCCUAUCCCCACCUGCCUUUAUUUUGCUUGAUUGCUUCCCGCAUUUCUUCCUCUUCUCCCUCCCCCCUCCCAUAUUUCGAAGCAGAAGCUCCUUGGAACUGUUCCUGGGCAUUGUUACUCUUCCUAAGAAGGGCUUGACACGAGCAUAGUUUCCAAGGCACAAUGCACAGCCGACUGUCAUAGCUAGUGAUGUGGCUUUUGGCACCCCCAGCUUCUUCGGGUGCUGUGGGCAGUUAGUAGCCAAAAAUGAACUGUUUUUUUUUUCCAGGUUAUUCUCUAUUUCAUGACACUCCUAUGUGAUUUAGUGACCGCUCUCCACUGUGUGUUGCCUAUUGCACGUCAUCUUUUAAAAAUUUUACCUCUUUCUUCAGUUGCUAUCCUGUCUUCCUUUGUCUACAUCCUCUGUGCGUUAAUGAUUAUUAGCUAGGCUCCCAAAGACAAAGUAAUAAUGCCUUGGUGUUCACACCAUUUAGCGUCCUUUCUCUCUCUCAUCCAUCCCCCGCUGCUGUUCCUGUCCAUUCCUGGAGAGUGUGAGCAAGUGCUUGGGCGGUGUUGUGUUGUAGCGCCAUGUUCUUCACUCCCACUCACACUACCUGGCCACCUACUGUUCGCACACGAGCUUGAGAAGACACACAAAUUGCUAACUGUGAUAUUCUUAAAACGUUUUUUGCUGUGUAGUUAUAGUGUUGUUAACAUUUCAUUUUUUUUUAUUUUCCUAUCAACUCUUUGAAAACAGUCCCUUGUCUGGCCUGUAAUCUCAUCUUUAAGAUUCAGUCUUGUUUUCCAUUUUUUACUUGAAGUAUUUCUUCUGGCCAGUUGUUCUUGCUAGUGUAAGCAAGCAUUACAGUCUUGUAAGCUAUUCCAGUACAAACAUUUGUUUCUUUUCACUUUAAUUAUUUUCUUCUCGAUUUUUCAGUGCGCGUCGCCAUGUUGAAGCGCGACAUUCCCUGCCUUAGCUAGGAGCUUGUUUUGUGCUCCUGUUAGUCUUCUGGAUAGCCGUCUACUUAGCUUGUAAAAAUGAAAAAGCAUGUUUAUAACAUGGCUGGUCUCUCAACAUAAUAGCAGCUAUGUGCAAGUCUGCUGGCACAAAAUGGGCAGUUUAGAAGCCUUCUGUGCUCAGCAUUUAUAUUCUUGCAUUUCUGCGAUAUUUGCAGUGGUGGUUUUAUAUGCCCCCUUCAAUCAGCAUACAGCUUUAUUGCUGCUGACGUGGCUCCUUUAUUUUUGAAAAUGUUUCUUUUUCUUAAUGAAAAAAAUAUAAGGAUCUUUUCCUGUGUCAUCAUACAGUUAACAGCUGUUUUGUUUACUUUUUGUAAUGAUACCAGUCGCUUAUUAUCACACAUACAGCUGAAAACGUUAGUUACAGAUUGGGAUUCUUUUUUGGUUCCUGCUAGGUAUCCUCAGGUUUAGCGUCAACCAUUGGAAGACACCGACCGUCUAGGAGAAUCAUAUGAAUAUAUAUAUAUAUAUAAUAUAUAUAUAUAUGUAUACACACAACAUAUAUAUACCCUCGUGCCUAGUCCUUUUUACUAUGAUUUAGUGGUUUUUUAUACAUAUAUAUAUAUAUAUAGUAUAUACAUAGCGAAAUGUGCCAUGUGGGUUCACUCCCAGCUCUAUUCUGAAGUGAAAGAAAAACAAAAUGGAAAAAAAAAGACAGUAUGUGUUGCACCGUGUACCAGUACUCGCAGGUAUAUCACAAAAGUGUAAACGGCUGAAACUGUAUUUACAUACAAGCAGCAGCAGCAGCCGCCACUGCAGCAACAUUGUCAUCGUCCUUGAAGGAGGUUUGUCACACAAUCUUCCCACUCUUUAUCACCUCCUCUCAGCAUGAGCACUCGCAUCCUUCCACCGACUAUUUCCAUGUCCUCCCCCAUUUUCCUUCUGCGCUUCGAGAGCCAAUAGAAAGGGAGAAAAAAAGAAGGCAGAUGCUCAAGCGGCUCUUGUGUCUUCUCACGCCAAGUCCCACCCCUCCCCCCUCCUCACUCUCUCUCUCACCUUUCUAACUGCUGACUCGUUGCGGAGGCUGUUCCUGCUUUCAGAAAAACUACCAAGUUUCUGAGCAGCUUCUUUGUCAUAUUUUCACUUGCAUCUUUUCUGUUUUUGUUUCGAGCCUUCGUUGCCUGUGUCGCUGUUGUAGUUAUGGUCAUCAUCCCUCCUUGCUCUUGUUUCUUAUUUUUGUUGGUUGUUUGGUUUUAGAGUGGUGCCUGCUGACUGCACGCAGGCAGAUGAUUGUGCGAUCAGUGUCCCAGCUCAGUUGUAUAGUGUUGAGUGGAGGGUUGUUCUUUUUUUACAGUAGCAUGUAAUGGCUGAGCCUGGCUGCUGCUUCCUCGAGCCAAGGGAGUAGCGGGAAGGAGGAGAGGGGGUGUUGUGUGCGCUGGCUUCGGAGGUGGGGAUGUUGCAUGGGCUGCAGUGACCACUGCAUUUUGCAGUGCAAAGGAAGGGGAAAAGAAUACUUGCAGCCAAAAGUUCCUGUUUUUUUUUUUUUUUUUUUUUUCCCAUCCACGUGACAAGCUUGUUGUGCUUUAUUUUCCUUCUUUUUUCACGAGGGCACUUUGUCUCAUGUGCUGCAUUAUUUGGGGCCUCAUUGACUUGCGUGUCUGCAGAGGUUUUUCUCUAUUCAUACUUUUUUUUCUUUUUUUUCUUGCACUGUUCGUGCAGCCUGUACAAAGCGUGGUGGGUGCAUUUGGCACCUUUCUCGGUUGUUAAUGCCAAUGCGUUUGGUUUUUUCCUCUGCCUAAAGAAAAGAAAAUGUCGGUAGUCACAGAGGUUUUGUUGUUGGGCCAGCUGAAUUUUGCUGCUCACUUUCAUUCCUUAGCUGUGUACUUUUUUUUAAACUGCUUCGCGCGACCUCUUCUGCCAAUCUCGUCUUUUUAGCCAACCUUCCCGUCGUAAUUUGUGCUUACUCCGGCCCAUUCACUUUGCACAGUUAAAUGACACACACAUUGCCUGGUGUGUACACAUCUUCUACAUGUACCUCAAUUUACAUCUUAAUUUCGAUGUCAUGCAGCUAUGUGGCAUGCAGCCUCAUGCUGGUUGGAUAGGAACAGGAGCAGAAGUGCAGUUUUCGUUGUUAUACAUGUUCUUUUCCUGCUGUUUGUUCUUUCCUCACGCAGCCCGUCAUUAUGCUUGCAGUCGUUGCGAGCAGCAUAGUGCAGGUUUCUCCUGAUUCUUCUUUUUUUCUUACGAUUUUACAAUCAGCUUGUCUUUAUGUGUUGCUUCAUCUGACUUGUGUAGCGUGUUGCCUGCAGUCUUUUCCUUUCUUCUUGUAUUUGUUGAGUGUACAUUCUGAAAAAAAAGGACAAUUUACCUUUAGAGCUAUCUUUCUUUUUUUUUCUCAGUUUUUCAUUGCCAUUUUCUUUUUCAUUCGCAGUGCAUUUGCAUCUCUAGUGUGCCUGAUGUUACGUACACACACAUAUAUAUAUAUAUAUAUAUAUACACGCAUAUACUUACCAUGUUAUUAUUAACGGUGAUGGAGAGUUUGCUGCCACGUGUUCUACUCCCUUGUGGCGCUUGAGUAUACGCGCUGCUGUGUUGUCGCUUUGCGCUCGAGUAAAGUUGGGCAUCGCAUGUGUGUUGCCAGCAAUAUUGUGGAGGGGUGGGAUGGCAGCAAGCAGCAACAGCCAAGGGCGAGCGCUUACACCAACAUUCCAUGGCAGCCACUUUUUAGGCGCUCUAUAUAUUUUUCUUUAAACUGUUGAGAGAGGAAAUUGCCUUCUUUUACCAGAUCUUAUACAACCCCCCCUCCUGAUGAAUAACUUGUUGUGCCCUUCCCUUUGUCUUCGUUUUGAGGAGUCUUGCCCUUAAUGAUGAAGAAAGACAAAAAAGAAAACCUAACUUCUUUGCCUUCUAUUGAGAAACAGUACAAUGCCUUCUUUUCCCAACAUGUGGCGGCAAAACCCAUAUUACACAGUGUUCAUUUUUAUAACAUUCUUUUCCUUUCCUUUAAAAAGCCCUUUCUCUGUUCGGUGCCUUUCUUGUUUUUCCUUUGCAAGUUUUUGCAAGCAUCCAUGUGUGCAUACAUUUACAUGCAUCUAGUCAGAAUCUUGAGCACAUGUGUGCUUUUUUUUUUGUGUGUGUGUGUGUGAGCUUAUUAGAAAGGUGUUGACAUUUUGAAAGAAGUGUACCCUGCUUUCCUUUUUGGAAGCUGACCCUUUGGCUUUGCAGUUUUAUCAUCAUUGCUUCCUUUCUUUUCCUUGUUUGCUCUUUGACCUUACAUUUAAUUGAGGUAUUUUAUGGCUAUUAAAAUCUUGUUAGUGCCUGUAUAAGCAUAUGAACCUCGCUUUGGAAAGUGCUUUUCCGUAGAGUGCUUUAUUGAUGUGCAUAGAGGUUUGGUGAGUGUCUUACCAUGCGAGGGGGGCACCAGCUGUUUUGGGUGCAUUGCGUUUCCUUUGGCAUUGCGUUUCCUUUGUCCUGCCAAAAAAGAAAUGCCCCAAAAAUUGGGGUGUGUCAUGCACCUGUGCUUGGAGCAAAGAAUGGCUAUGUAGUGCUUCAGGCGCAUUCAGUGAGUAACAAAAAAAGAAAAGAAGGGGUCUUGUGGCAGGUAUCAACUUCAGAGGAACAAAGUGAAGCAUAAUAGGACUUCUCACAUUUACAAGAUUUUUUCCUUCUCUCGUGUGUUUUUCUUAUUUUGGUAAGCUUGUGAGUUGUAGGGCUUUGUUUUUUGCAGUGUGUUUUUCGUGCGCAUGUGUGGUGAUACGUCUUUUUUUUUUUUUUAUUCGCUUAUUUUACAAAUCACUGUGACAAGACUGUGACACUCAUUUUUAUUUCUCAAAUGUUGGGGACAGACAUUUCCCCAACUGACAAGCCUUUAUUUGCACGUAGUCUGCCAAUAUUAUUAUUAUACAAUAUGAAUAUUAUACUAUUGUAUACUAUACAUUACCCGAAGGGGAUUGUUUUCUGGGGAAAGGGCAGUAUUUUUUCCAAUGUUUCUUCUCGCAGGGUCCUUAAUAUUCUGUUUUAUUUUUGUGUCUUUCAGUGAAGAGAGAGCUGUUUGUGGAGUACAUAGAACGUGCCUCUCAUCUGCUUUAUGGGGUUGAUGAGACGAGGCCUUUUUUUUUUUCCCCUUUCCCUUGUCGAUACUUUUACAAACCAUACAAAAUUUGUUUUAUCUUCUUUUUUGCAUAAUCUUUGUUGGCAAGUAGCUUAGGGUAUACUGCACUGCUUCACAUUUACUGUUCUUAACAUUUGCGAGGUCAUCUCGUACACUGUCGCACCAUAUCUGCUAGUGCCUUUCUGUUAACAUUGAGCAAAGACUAGCUCGUGCAGCUUUCAUUUUCCUCACUUGCUGUUGUUCACUGCAAUUGCCACGACUCAUCCACUAUGCACACCAUUGCUCUUUUAUUGGCAGCAUAUAUCUGUUAUCUCCUGAAUCAUCUUGCCAUAACAUUGGAAAGAAAGAAAAAAAGCAGUUUGAAGAAUGUAGGUACGAAUUUCCUCUCUCCUUGCACAUUUUAUUCCCCUUACCCACUCUUCAUGAGAUAAAUGUAUGCUUUUUUUUUUUUGUGACACUUGUUUACUGCUUAGGCUGUUUCUGCAGCUUGUACUACCAGACUAGUCCAUUUAUAUUGAGACAGUGUGAAAUGAAGCUUACACAAACUUAGUAUCGAAGACUGCAUGAGUGAGAUUUAGGGAUUAGAAAGAAUGGGUAACCACUGUGCUGACCUCCCCCCCCCUCCCUUCAUUUGUUUGUUUUUACUGCCUUUUACCUCAGUAGCCUCACACAUGCACUACACCCCUUGUUUGUCGUUGGGUUCUCCAUGUCUAGCAGGAAGUAGAUGUCGGGUGUGUCCGAGUUAACCACGCAGUGAACAAGCCAUGUGUGUGUGUGUGUGUGUGUGUGUAGGAAGAGAGCCUAUUUUUUUGCGUUUUCUUUUUCCACUCUUAAUCUAUGCAAAAAUGUUAUUUUGCCAGUGGCAUGCGCUUGCAACACUGGUUGGCCACUGCGGUUUUGCUGUAAGAGCUCAGUCAGUAUUUCAGGGGGCCCAGUCUUGCUUGCUGCGGUUGUGGCAUUCUCUCUCUCUCUCCUCGCCCUACCCCGUUUUUCCGAGUCUCCCUUUGUGGUGUGGCAUUGCCUGCUUUACCAAGGACAAGCGCCACUGAACACUCGAAUAAUACUAGAGCAAUAAAAAGGCGUGCUAGACGCUACACAGUGAGGCCCCCAGAGAAGUCGCUUUUUCAGGCCAUAAACUGCUUCAAUUUGCACUUACACAGUUUCUGAUGCUGCCGUGACCGGGUUUCCCCUCUUGCUUUCCCGCUCCUGGUUCUUGCAGUCUGGGAGGUUUGUUGUCCUGGCAUUUGCAAUGGGAGAGGCGAGUCUCGUGUAGUUGGCAUGCGACGUUGAAGACAGGGCCACCUGGGCAUUAUUGCAGUCAUAGCUGCCUCGUUUGGCCACACUGGGAGAGGCAUUAUGCUGAAGUUGGUGUGUUUGUCAGCUGUCGUUGCCACGAUUCUUGGGUGCUCUGUUUCACUAGUGCUAUCGAUGUAGUGUGCACUCUUUAGUGUUUGAUCAUAAAAAUGCAGAUUCUUCAUGUGAAUGAAGGUUGCAGUUGAAGCUUGCCGUUGCAGUCCUGCAGUUCGUCUGGCAGGCCUCUUGCUUUGUGCAGUGAAGGGGCGAAACUUGACUCUUUACAUUGUGCAGCGUUGAGCUUGCCUGGUUGGCUGUAGGAGUUCUAUAAUGCAACUCGGCAAGUGCUUUGGCCAAGGGAAAGUGUCUUGCACUCUCUUUACGAAGACUGCUCAUGUAGAGUUGCCGCUAGAAAGGCACUACUUCGAAAGAAACACACCAGAGAAUCAUGGCCACAAAUGGUGCAUGGCAUGGCAGAAACGCCCAUUUUGGCAUAAGGUUUUACAGUGUGGUUUGAUUGCACAGGGUGUGGAGAUAUCUUCUUGUUGACACCAUCAAAGGUUUCCUAGUGGCAGGCAAAGCGUCUGAUGAGCUGCUAAUCCUAUGUGGCAGACGUCUUUAGCGGCAUGCCCAGUGCAGCAGUGCGUGCAGACAUCGAGGGGAAGACGUGACUUCGCAUUGCUAGCGUUUCCAGUGCUUCCGGGCGUUAAAUAUAUAUAUAUAUAUAUACUAUAUAUACACUUCAUUUUGUCUCAUUCCUCGAAUUCACUCGACCCCCUACUGCACCACUUCAAGACAGAGGAGACUCCUUAUUGCUUUAUAUCUCUCUCUCAUUGUAAAAGCCGAAAGUAGACCAAAUUCCUUGGGCCAUCCUUGUUGCAAGUGAUGUCAUGUGGUAGUUCUCUGAAGUGUUGAGAAAAAUGUCGACGAAAAGCGUGAAAAAACAAGUUAUUUUUUCUCCCUCUUUUCAAUCCCCCCGAUGUUUCCGUGGUUUACACUUUUGAGACGUUUAAUGUUUAUGUAUUUUACACGAGCACUGAUAUAUUUUUGGUGCUGUUUUACAAUGGCAAGAAGUUAAAGUGGUAAAAAUAAAAAAAAAAUAGAUGUGCAGUUCACCUAAGCUUGCAGACAGCAAGUAUGUUACCAUACUGAGCAGGAGAGGAUAGGAGGUGACGAAAAAAAAAAGUCAGAGCAGCCAUUUUUUUGCCAUCCAAGCUGGAUCUUGUUGAGAUUUUCGCGCUGGCUUUGUGCCUACAUGGCUGUUCAUUACAUAAGUGGAGGUGAUGGAGAAGAAGAGAAAAAGCAAGUUGAAGUAUAUAUACAUAUAUAUGUUGGUACAAAGCAGUUUUUUCUUGUCUCGGUUGCAUGGCUCGCGUGAGCGUUCAAGACACUAUUGUCUGGGCAUUUGCUGAACCAUGCAUCCGAGAUACUCGGUUAUAUUGCAUUUACUUGUACUAUUUUUGGAAAGCAGUUAAAUGGAAAUGAUUUGUAACAAUGUUUCAUGUUAAUUCCAAUAAAAGGCAGUUGCAACCGUU
Molecule: messenger RNA, 11201 nt
Organism: Dermacentor andersoni
Lineage: Eukaryota; Metazoa; Arthropoda; Arachnida; Ixodida; Ixodidae
Gene: mei-P26
Product: E3 ubiquitin-protein ligase meiotic P26
Cellular component (GO): nucleoplasm
Molecular function (GO): zinc ion binding; protein binding; ubiquitin protein ligase activity
Source: RefSeq, a predicted model, not a curated record